AUGAAAUUGACUACUUGUAGCUUAUCUACAAACUCCAUAUCUCCAUUGUUGUACAGAAACUCAAAAUCAGCUUCAAUAAUCAAAUGGGUUCCUCAAUUUCAGCCUAUUCGGGUCAAAUUCCGGGUCGAUCUGUCAAACGGGCCGGCUCGGUUCUCUCAUUCAUCGGUUCGUGCUUCAUCGCCGGCGAUUCAAUCGGACGUUGAUUCAAAAUUACAAAUUGUAGAGGAAAAUAUAGAGAAGGUGAUUUAUAGCUGUCGUUUUUUUGCUAUUCUUGCAGUUUGGGGUUCGUUAAUUGGAUCAUUUCUUUGUUUUAUCAAGGGUUGCACUUAUGUAACAGCAUCAUUCCAAGAAUAUUUUCGAAGUCGAGCAAACGUCAUUUUGUUGCUUGUUGAGGCUAUAGAUAUAUAUCUCUUAGGCACAGUGAUGUUAGUCUUUGGCAUGGGUCUCUAUGAGCUCUUCAUCAGCAACCUUGACAAGUUAAAAUCAACGUCGGAGGAAAAUUCUCCGUAUCAAUCAAAUUUGUUCGGGAUGUUCACUCUAAAGGAACGACCAAGAUGGUUGGAGAUAAAAACUAUUAGCGGAAUGAAGACUAAAGUUGGUCAUGUUAUCGUGAUGCUUCUUCUCAUCGGUCUGUUCGAAAAGAGUAAGAAGGCUGUUAUAAACACACCAUUAGAUCUCCUUUGCUUCUCAGCUUCAGUGUUGCUAUGCUCUGGCUGCCUAUAUUUACUUUCAAGACUCACUGAGGAGCAUUGAUCAUUUUUUUCUGUUUUGUAAUUUGUAUAAUCCAAACUGUUUUAAGUCUCUGUGCAUUGCUACACCUCUCCGAAAAUGAUAUCGUACUCGUGUCAAAUGUACUACUGUUAGAGGA
Solanum verrucosum is the source of this 868-nucleotide messenger RNA. RefSeq lists its product as uncharacterized. The transcript is spliced from 5 exons. The record is from RefSeq and is a predicted model, not a curated record. Bases 1 to 753 code for a protein of 250 amino acids. Lineage: Eukaryota; Viridiplantae; Streptophyta; Magnoliopsida; Solanales; Solanaceae.